Molecule: messenger RNA, 819 nt
Organism: Diaporthe amygdali
Lineage: Eukaryota; Fungi; Ascomycota; Sordariomycetes; Diaporthales; Diaporthaceae
Exons: 5
Coding region: 1-819 (272 amino acids)
Molecular function (GO): RNA-DNA hybrid ribonuclease activity; nucleic acid binding
Source: RefSeq, a predicted model, not a curated record
AUGGCCACUUUGUACAGACCCACCCUCACGUAUGACCCCAUCACCGACCCCGACGGCUUGCGGGCCACCCACUACCAGAUAGAACGCUCCCCAGGCGACGGGUUUAUCUACGAGGCGAUGCGCGACCCGCACACAGGGACGGCGACCCCUUUCUAUUACUCAGACUCGUUGAUCAUCGCGACUGCUGGAUCGUUUCGGCACGAGAUGUUCUGCUACCCUGGCCCACGUGCAAGCUACGCUGUCUUUGUCGGACCAGGCAACGCGCUCAAUGACGCGGAGAAAUCGUUGCUGGCACCUCCUGGUACCUUUCAAUCUCUUCACCGUGGGGAACUCUGGGGGAUGGUUGCUGCCCUACAGACCGUCGUCCGCAUACUCGAGAAAGGGCUGGUCACGUACGGCCCAUUGAGGCGAGUUAUUAUCAAGACGGACUCGGAGUACAUCGCCAAGGGAGGCACUGAGCGCAUGUUAACUUGGCUGAGUAAAGGCUGGAUUGGAAAUGGCGAGUCCCACAUACGUGACUGGGACCUUUGGGAAGCGUUCCUGGCCUGGCUCGAAAUUGUUAAGCGCACCUGGAACGUCGAGGUGCUCCUCUGGGAACCGCGAUGCCAAGUCGCUGGCGAAGGAGGGACUCAAGCUUCCUCCCCCCAGAUUGGUACAAACCAGGCCUAUGCAAAGAAAAGAGCUAGCAAGCUCGGAAUCGAUCGGGUCGUGCUACUAGGAGAGCCAAUCGAACGAGGGGAGCGCGGAGGAUUUCUCGACCCAAGCUGGAACGGCUUCAACUACCUCCACUGCCCCCAGCAGCGUCUCUAUAAGCGAUAA